CAAAACCACGGGGGCGGUUUAUGUAAAUCCAUUUGUUAUAUAAACACGACCUAGGGUUUAUUAUAAAUUCUGUUGGGAACUUGCCGACUCAACUUGGGAGCAGUCGCCGUAAGCCGAAGCUCAGGAGGAGAAUGUCGCACAGGAAGUUUGAGCACCCUAGGCACGGGUCCCUUGGGUUUCUUCCAAGGAAGCGAGCUGCUCGUCACAGGGGAAAGGUGAAGGCUUUUCCUAAGGAUGACCCAACCAAGCUAUGCAGACUUACUGCAUUUUUGGGCUACAAGGCUGGGAUGACUCACAUUGUCAGGGAGGUUGAAAAACCUGGAUCAAAACUUCACAAGAAGGAGACUUGUGAGGCUGUUACCGUUAUUGAGACUCCUCCUAUGGUUGUUGUUGGAGUUGUGGGCUAUGUGAGGACACCACGUGGACUUCGCACGUUGAACACUGUUUGGGCUCAGCAUUUGAGUGAAGACGUGAAGCGGAGGUUCUACAAGAAUUGGUGCAAAUCCAAGAAGAAGGCUUUCACAAAAUACUCAAAGCAGUAUGAAUCUGAAGAAGGGAAGAAAAAUAUCCAAUCACAGCUGGAGAAAAUGAAAAAAUAUGCUACUGUUAUUCGUGUUUUGGCUCACACUCAGAUUAGGAAAAUGAAGGGAUUGAAGCAGAAGAAAGCACACCUGAUGGAGAUCCAGGUCAACGGAGGAACUGUGGCUCAGAAAGUGGACUAUGCAUACGGUUUCUUUGAGAAACAGGUUCCUGUGGACACUGUUUUCCAGAAGGAUGAGAUGAUUGACAUCAUUGGUGUGACGAAGGGUAAAGGUUAUGAAGGUGUUGUCACUCGUUGGGGUGUCACCCGCCUUCCCCGGAAGACUCAUAGGGGUCUAAGGAAGGUGGCAUGUAUUGGUGCUUGGCAUCCUGCUAGAGUCUCAUUCACAGUUGCAAGGGCUGGUCAGAAUGGAUACCACCACCGUACUGAGAUGAACAAGAAGAUCUACAAGCUUGGCAAGAAUGGGCAGGAGUCACAUGCUGCUCUCACUGAGUUUGACAGGACUGAGAAGGACGUUACUCCAAUGGGUGGCUUCCCUCAUUAUGGUAUAGUGAAGGAUGAUUACCUCAUGAUCAAGGGAUGCUGUGUUGGUCCAAAGAAGAGGGUCGUUACGCUUCGCCAGUCUCUGCUCAAGCAAACAUCGCGUCUUGCUCUUGAGGAGAUCAAGCUCAAGUUCAUCGACACUUCCUCAAAGUUUGGGCAUGGCCGAUUCCAGACAACUCAAGAGAAACAGAAGUUUUAUGGACGGGUCAAGGCAUAAUUAUGCAAGCAUGUCAGAUGUUUUUGGCCAUCAAGUUAAUGUCGUUUUUAUGCCAUGCAAUUUUUUCUUCAGGACAAUUGCGUCGUCGAAAUCUAUGUGGUUUGACAUGUUUGAGGAUUUUGAACGGUAUUUUGUCAAGUUUUAUUCAGACGAGGAUAUCUUUUACAUCUUAAAUAAUUAGUACUGCUACAAA
Messenger RNA from Carya illinoinensis, 1494 nucleotides. Its product is annotated as 60S ribosomal protein L3-like. The record is from RefSeq and is a predicted model, not a curated record. Gene Ontology annotation, cellular component: cytosolic large ribosomal subunit; ribosome. Bases 132 to 1301 code for a protein of 389 amino acids. NCBI's taxonomy places the organism in Eukaryota, Viridiplantae, Streptophyta, Magnoliopsida, Fagales, Juglandaceae. Gene Ontology annotation, biological process: translation; ribosomal large subunit assembly. The transcript is spliced from 6 exons. Gene Ontology annotation, molecular function: RNA binding; structural constituent of ribosome.